Eucalyptus grandis is the source of this 4268-nucleotide messenger RNA. Its product is annotated as stromal processing peptidase, chloroplastic. Gene Ontology annotation, molecular function: metal ion binding. The transcript is spliced from 25 exons. Bases 88 to 3891 code for a protein of 1267 amino acids. NCBI's taxonomy places the organism in Eukaryota, Viridiplantae, Streptophyta, Magnoliopsida, Myrtales, Myrtaceae. The record is from RefSeq and is a predicted model, not a curated record.
UCCCCUUCACAAAGAGCAUAACCAACCAAGAAAAAAACCAGGCCAAGGCCGGACCAUCGGAGCCGAGCUUGCCGUCGCAAACGAGCAAUGGCCGCCUCGACCUCCGUCGUCGCCGGCCUCCCUCAGAUUCGCCCUUCCAGAGGCGACCGAUUCUCGGCGUCGGGGCUCCACCCGCCGCCGUCGCUGUCGGCGUCCCGCUUGGCCGCCUCCGCCUCCUUGGCCCGCCCGAAUUCGCUCUGCCAAUCCAUCUACGCGUCCAAGAGAUGGCCAUUUGAUGUUGUACAUAGAUGUUCAACUUAUCAAAGAAAGAAUGAUACUUGGAGAAGGAGGUCUUCCGUGUUUAGUAGACGAGUCACCGAUCUACAUUUUACACAACUGCACAAUUGUAUUUCAUGUUCUCUUAGUCAGCGGAAAGGUCGCCUCAAUAGCCAAAGAUCUAUACCGAGAGCAUUCACAGACAAAUCUGCUUUUCACUUGUCUAAACUAUCCUCCAACAGUGCCUCACAUGUUUGUGUUCCUUGUGCAACUGUGGGUCCGGAGGAGCCGCAUGCCGCUAGUACAACAUGGCCAGAUGGUAUACUUGAGAAACAAGAUUUGGAUUUGCUGAAUUUUGAAAGUGAAAGAACAGAGUUAGAGGCAUUUUUGGGUUCCAAACUUCCACCUCACCCAAAGUUGUACCGAGGACAAUUGAAAAAUGGCCUCCGCUAUCUUAUUUUACCGAAUAAAGUUCCUCUGAAUAGGUUUGAAGCACACAUGGAAGUUCACGCAGGAUCCAUUGAUGAGGAAGAUGAUGAACAAGGAAUUGCACACAUGAUUGAACAUGUCGCAUUUCUUGGAAGUAAGAAGCGUGAAAAACUUCUUGGGACAGGGGCUCGAUCUAAUGCCUAUACUGAUUUUCAUCAUACAGUGUUUCACAUCCAUUCACCAACUAGUGCAAAGGACUCUGGUGAAGAUUUGCUUCCGUCUGUGUUGGAUGCUUUGAAUGAGAUAGCUUUCCACCCUAAAUUCCUUUCUUCAAGGGUCGAGAAAGAGCGUCGUGCUAUACUUUCGGAGUUACAGAUGAUGAAUACGAUAGAGUAUCGUGUUGAUUGUCAGUUGUUACAACAUCUUCAUUCCGAGAACAAGCUGAGCCAAAGGUUUCCAAUUGGAUUGGAAGAGCAGAUUAAGAAAUGGGAUGCUGACAAAAUUAGGAAGUUCCAUGAACGGUGGUACUUCCCCGCGAAUGCAACCUUGUACAUUGUUGGUGACAUUGAUAACAUCUCAAAGACAGUAUCGCAGAUAGAAGCCGUCUUUGGACAAACAGCUCUGGAAAGUGAGACACCACCUGCACCAACACCAAGUGCGUUUGGUGCAAUGGCUAGUUUUCUUGUACCAAAGCUCCCUGUUGGUCUCUCUGGAAGUUCAUCUCAUGAUAAACCAAGUACUUUAGAGCAGGCUAAGGUCACUAAAAAGGAAAGGCAUUCGAUUCGUCCUCCAGUGGAGCACAAUUGGUCACUUCCGGGAAACCUUACUGAUAUGAAGGCUCCGCAGAUAUUUCAGCAUGAGCUGCUCCAAAAUUUUUCAAUUAACAUGUUCUGUAAGAUUCCUGUGAGCAAAGUUCAGACAUAUGGCGACUUGCGAAAUGUUUUGAUGAAAAGGAUAUUUCUAUCUGCGCUGCAUUUUCGGAUUAACACUAGAUACAAGAGUUCUAAUCCACCCUUCACGUCAGUUGAACUGGAUCACAGUGAUUCUGGGAGAGAAGGAUGCACAGUCACCACUCUUACUGUGACUGCAGAACCCAAGAAUUGGCAGAGUGCCAUUACAGUUGCUGUUCAAGAGGUUCGACGGUUGAAGGAAUUUGGUGUCACGAAAGGUGAACUAACUCGAUAUAUGGAUGCACUAUUGAAAGAUAGUGAACAGCUGGCAGCAAUGAUUGAUAAUGUGUCAUCAGUAGACAAUUUGGAUUUUAUUAUGGAGAGUGAUGCAUUGGGCCAUACUGUAAUGGAUCAGAGGCAAGGGCAUGAGAGUCUGGUUGCUGUUGCUGGAACAGUUACGCUUGAAGAGGUCAAUGCUGUGGGUGCAAAGGUGCUAGAGUAUAUUGCUGAUUUUGGAAAGCCUACUGCACCUAAACCUGCGGCAAUUGUUGCAUGUGUCCCCAACAAAGUGCACAUAGACGGAGUCGGUGAAGCCGAAUUCAGAAUAUCACCAAGUGAGAUUAUUGAUGCUAUGAAAACUGGUAUGGAGCAACCUAUUGAACCUGAACCAGAGCUUGAGGUACCAAAAGAACUGAUUUCUUCAUCCCAGUUGCAGGAGUUGAAGGUGCAGAGAAAGCCAUCCUUUGUUCCUUUAACUCCACUUGCAGGCAUUUUGAAAAUCCAUGACAAAGAAACUGGGAUCACCCAGUGCCGUCUUUCCAAUGGUAUUCGUAUAAAUUACAAGAUUUCACAAAGUGAAUCCCGAGGAGGUGUGAUGCGACUCAUUGUUGGUGGUGGAAGAGCGGUUGAAAAUUCUGAUUCAAGAGGAGCAGUCAUUGUGGGUGUGCGGACUUUGAGCGAGGGAGGUCGUGUCGGCAACUUUUCAAGGGAGCAGGUGGAGCUUUUCUGUGUGAAUCACUUGAUAAAUUGCUCCUUGGAGUCAACAGAGGAAUUUAUCUCAAUGGAGUUCCGUUUUACUCUCAGAGACAAUGGCAUGCAAGGUGCUUUCCAGUUGCUUCAUAUGGUACUUGAGCACAGUGUCUGGCUGGAAGAUGCAUUUGAUAGAGCCAGACAACUAUAUUUAUCCUAUUAUCGGUCUAUCCCUAAAAGUUUAGAGCGCUCAACUGCUCACAAACUAAUGCUGGCCAUGCUGAAUGGAGAUGAGCGAUUUGUUGAGCCAACACCCAUGUCAUUACAAAAUUUGACCUUGGAAACUGUAAGAGAUGCAGUCAUGGAUCAGUUUGUCGGUGAUAACAUGGAGGUUAGUAUUGUUGGGGACUUCUCUGAGGAAGAGAUUGAGUCUUGUAUUCUUAAUUACCUUGGAACAGUCAGAUCAGCCAGAGAAUCUGGAAGAGAGAAGCAAUUUGAACCUGUACUGUUUCGGCCAUCUACAUCUGAUUUACAGUCCCAGCAAGUUUUCUUAAAGGAUACUGAUGAGAGAGCAUGUGCAUAUAUUGCUGGCCCAGCACCUAAUCGCUGGGGUUUCACUGUCGAAGGCAAAGACCUUUUUAAGUCGAUUACUGAAAUUUCAGUUGGCAGUGAUGCCCAAUCUCAUCCAGAGGAAGAAUCUGCAGACAAAGAUGUUGCUAACAAUAUGCAGAGGAAACUUAGGAGUCACCGGCUUUUCUUCGGCAUCACCAUGGGUCUAUUGGCCGAGAUAAUUAAUUCAAGGCUGUUCACAACUGUCAGAGAUUCCCUUGGAUUGACAUAUGAUGUAUCAUUUGAAUUAAACCUGUUUGAUAGGCUUGAGCUUGGAUGGUAUGUUAUCUCUGUAACAUCAACUCCGGCCAAGGUGCAUAAAGCCGUGGAUGCUUGCAAGAAUGUACUCAGAGGUUUACAUAGCAACAAGAUUGCCCAGAGGGAGUUGGAUAGGGCAAAACGGACCCUUUUAAUGAGACAUGAAGCGGAAAUCAAGUCCAAUGCCUAUUGGCUUGGAUUGUUGGCUCACUUGCAAGCUUCUUCUGUUUCAAGGAAGGACAUAUCAUGCAUCAAAGAUCUUACUUCACUAUAUGAAGCUGCGACUAUAGAAGACAUAUACCUUGCAUAUGAUCAAUUGAAAAUUGAUGAUAGUUCAUUGUACUCAUGCAUUGGGAUUGCCGGGGCACAGGCUGGGGAAGAAAUUAUUGCUUCAUUGGAAGAGGGAGAAUCUCAGGAAGAGUAUCCCGGAGUCAUUCCCAUGGGGCGUGGUUUAUCUACAAUGACACGACCGACGACAUGAUGACCUUGCGCCACACGUGUUCUUGUUGUGUACCAGUGCAUAUGGAAUUGACAGAUGAGCACAGCUGCCAGGAGGAAGAAAAGAUGAUAUCGAGAUGGGUUAAUUUGAAGGCGCAAUAGCCAAAAUUUUGCCCCUUGCUAGUGUUCAUAAAUGCCCUGUGCUCCCCAUUUGGACGUGGCUGAGUUUUAAGUGUAAAGCAACAUGCAAUAAGGUGGAUUUAGAUUAGUAUAUCUAGUUUUCUUCAAUCAUGUUGGUCCCUCACCAUUCUUAGCAGUUUUAUAGAAAAAGCUCGUAUUUGAUUUUGUCAGACGAUGUAUAAUUUAUAAACAAUAGGAAGAUCGUUCUGGCUGAGCAAUGCAAUUCUUUUUUCCUUUUUA